AGAUCUUCUGUAACUCGUCUCCCCCUGUCAACUCCAAUCUUCCUCCGUCAUCACCUAGUCUCGAGGAAUGAUGCUCGUCGACGGUGUUGACAGAGACUGGGCCCUCGAGAUAUUCAGGGAAAGCCUAAGGACAUCUCGUUCUUCGCUUGAUAAUGAUAUUUCUAUUUUAUCUGGCGGUAUCCCAGGCCGAAAGAUCCCGACCGAUCCCGAAAGUCUUCAAUACCUGCGAGAACUAAUUACUUCCAUCCUCGACGGCCGCACCAUCGUCUUCGCCUACAACAUCGUUCUGCUUGCCAUACUUAUAUCAUUUGCUUUAUUUCAUCUCCGCGAAAGGAUAAGAGAGAAAUCUAGAUGGAGAAUAAUUGAGCAAGACUCAGCUGCAGCUUCAGAAAACCCGAGGAAGACAUCCGAUGGCUCCGAGAUCGUGAACGAGAGCGAGGCCGAAUCUUCUUCCAGUAGCACUCUAGAGGGUUCCCUAUCAUCGCACAUCUUACUUAAAGUAGCUGAUGAAGAUGUCGAGAGACAACCUCUCCUUCGAACCCAGCGAAAGUCGCAUCUAGGGAAUUCAAGGAUUCAUUGGUUGAACGGCCUGAGGUCUCUGUUACUAUACCAGCCCCGACCGGUCCCAAUAAUCAAUCGGACUUUACCAUCAAAUGGAACUUCUCUCUCCGUCUUAGCCUUCCUCGGCCUCAACGUCUUUUAUCAUUUCUAUAAACUUCCCCUAGAACUAAGAUUCUUCUUUGCUUUUGCCGAUCGAGCUGGUAUUAUAUUUAUCGUCAAUCUCCCUCUUCUUUACCUUCUUGCUGCCAAGAAUCAGCCACUUAAAUUGCUCACUGGGCAUUCAUAUGAAGCUCUCAACAUCUACCAUCGCCGCGUCGGCGAACUACUAUGCUUUGAAGCAUUUGUACAUUUCGCAGGCAUGCUCGUCUGGAGAAUCUGGCUUUCGCCUUCUUGGCUAGCGACCGAUAGUUUUUAUAGCUACAUCACACACCCACUGAUCCUACUUGGUAUUGGCGCGUUUAUAUCCUAUGAAUUGCUAUAUUUUACAUCGCUCGGAAGUUUUCGAGAGAGAUGGUACGAGAUUUUCCUAGCCUCUCAUGUCGUAUUGCAAAUCGCAGCGCUGGCGUUCCUCUGGCUACACUUCCACACAAGCCGACCAUACGUGUUUGCUUCGUUGGUUAUUUUCCUUGUGGAUAGACUUUUUUGGCGCCUGUGGAUGAAAUCCGACACUUUCACUGCGGAUGUUACGAUUUUAGAUGAUGAACAAACCCUCCUUCUAUCCGCGGAUUGGCAUAUCCCUUCAUCUAGAAGCCGGACGUGUCGAGGCCCCUUUCGGCAGAGCAUUCGUCACGGCUGGAAACCGGCCGAUCAUGUUUUUAUUUCGGUCCCCGUGCUCGGCCGUAGUCACUCACUGCAAGCUCACCCGUUCACUAUUGCAUCCGCCGCCCCCGUGGCCGAUUAUGAACGCUCGUCGAAUCACGCUUGGUUAGGCUUGCUCAUUCGAGUACAAUCUGGUUUCACAUCUGGUCUUCUAGAUUAUGCUCGCAUGAAUUCGAGAGUGGCCGUCCGUUUAGAUGGUCCGUAUGGAUCUCAGGAUCCCCUCAAUAUGCUAAGAUCGUGUGAAAACGCAGUCCUCAUCGCCGGUGGAUCUGGGAUUGCAGUCGUUUUCCCCAUGGCAUGGAGCCUGGCCACAAGUCACCAUGGAAAGAGACAGCUUCAUCUUAUUUGGGUGAUACACUCACAAGCUCAACGCUCAUGGAUACCGGAAGAGAGGAUCACUGAAUUGCGGAGCUUCGGGGUACACAUAACCAUCCCUGAACCAACGAGUGAGGCCGGCAGACCAGACAUCCCCGGCCACAUCGCCGAUUUGGUUGCUACUUCAGAGGGGAGGGUAGGUUUUGUGAUUUCAGGACCCGAUGGUCUGAACAGAACCUCACGGAAUGCUUGCGCGGAGGCGGUCAAGUCGGGAGCUGACAUUCAACUUCGAGUUGAGAAAUUUGGCUGGUAAGGGACCGGAUAGGCGUUUUGUGUUUUUGGAUAUCAUGAAGAAUGCAUUAUGACGGUUACGUACCUUACUUCCCAAGUAAGUAGGUACCAGGAUAAGGAUACAAUAUGCAAGGUUUGGCACAGAGUCCAGCCUAGAGGAUAAGAUAUGAGUCGCUUAUAGAGGAUGACGCUAAAGAAUUCUGCGUAGAAUAGACGCCCAAAGGAGGGUUAUGAUAUUAACAAGGUAUAAAUACUAUUAGACAUUUAGUAUGGAUAUUUUCAAUAUUCUCACCACAGCCCAAGCCCCGCCAAUCAUUACCGCUUACUUCAUAUGUCUAUCCUCCUCAGCCUCGUCACCGCAUGGUGGAUAACACCUUUCAUUUAUCACUUGAGGUGACGGCGGAGCUUGUCUUACAUGUCGAGAGC
This is a messenger RNA of Annulohypoxylon truncatum, 2412 nucleotides long. Its product is annotated as ferric reductase like transmembrane component-domain-containing protein. Lineage: Eukaryota; Fungi; Ascomycota; Sordariomycetes; Xylariales; Hypoxylaceae. Gene Ontology annotation, biological process: intracellular iron ion homeostasis; iron ion transport; copper ion import. The record is from RefSeq and is a predicted model, not a curated record. Gene Ontology annotation, molecular function: ferric-chelate reductase activity. The transcript has a single exon. Gene Ontology annotation, cellular component: plasma membrane. Bases 68 to 2008 code for a protein of 646 amino acids.